Musca vetustissima is the source of this 726-nucleotide messenger RNA. RefSeq lists its product as uncharacterized. The transcript has 2 exons. The record is from RefSeq and is a predicted model, not a curated record. NCBI's taxonomy places the organism in Eukaryota, Metazoa, Arthropoda, Insecta, Diptera, Muscidae. The coding region runs from base 1 to 726 and encodes 241 amino acids.
AUGAUGAAUAAUGAACCAGCUCAAGUGUCCCAAAGGGAAACAACAAUUGAGGAGCUGAAACAACAGCGUGGCUCAUCUAAGGAGCUGGCCGAUCCAGAGUUUCAUCGUCGUCGAGGAAUUGAUAUGCUACUUGGAGCAGAAUCUUUCUUCCAACUUUUGUCCGUUGGUCAAAUAAAACUUGGAAAUAACUUGCCCACAUUACAAAAAACACUUUUUGGUUGGAUUGUCUCGGGGAAGUAUACCAGCAAUAAAAACAAUACACAACAAUCAACUUACUCUAUUGUGCAAAGUGAGAAUAUUUUCCAAGAACUAAAUAAAAAUAUGGAGAUGUUAUGGAAAAUUGAUACGGUGGAAAAUAAGCGUCAGAAAUUGUCUCUGGAGCAGCAAAAUUGCGAGCAGCAUUUUCUGAAAAAUGUCUCAGUUCAAAAUGAUGGACGUAUUAUGGUGAAGCUGCCCCUAAAAGGUGAUCCAAAUUGUCUUGGCAAUUCCCGUGAUAUUGCACUACGACGUUUCUUUUCCAUGGAGCGAAAAUUAAACAAAAAUCCAGACUUGAAAAAUGAAUACUCAAACUUUCUCAGGGAAUAUGAAGAAAUGGGUCACAUGUCGCAGGUGAAUGAAGCGGAAGUUGGUUUUCCUAAUUAUUACAUACCACAUCACUGUGUUCUUCGACCAAAUAGUGUCUCCACGAAACUGCAUCAUGUCAUACUUCUUCUCAAUUGUCCCUGA